GAAAUAUCAAUCUCAAUGAGCUCACACCCGAUUGUGAACUUACAAGCGAACGUCUUGUCCGAAUCUCUCAAGAUGUCUAAGCCGAACACAGACCUUCAGAAUAAAGUGACGAAAACCAUUAUUACCUCACCGUAUAUUUACAAACCUGUUGGACCCUACAGCCAAGCUAUUAAAGCAGACAAGACGUUGUAUUUAUCAGGAGUGUUGGGCUUGGACCCGGAGGCCCGGCUGGUGACCGGCGGGGCGGAGGCCCAAACUAGGCAGGCCUUGGACAAUAUGAAGCAAGUCUUGUACGCGGGCGGGUCUUCCCUCGAAGCUGUUGUAAAAACAACUGUCCUACUUGUCAAUAUGGACGAUUUCCAAGUGUUUAACAAAGUGUACGCAGAAUAUUUCAGCAAAGACUGUCCGGCGCGGUCUACAUACCAAGUGAGCAAGCUGCCGUUGGGCGCUGCCGUGGAGAUAGAAGCCGUCGCGCUGUGCGGAGACCUCGUCAUAGAAGAAAUGGGGACAUGCCCAUGUGCCCGUAUUUAAAUAAAGUUGUUAAAAUCUCAUUAAA
This is a messenger RNA of Bicyclus anynana (squinting bush brown), 556 nucleotides long. RefSeq names its product 2-iminobutanoate/2-iminopropanoate deaminase-like (gene UK114). Gene Ontology annotation, cellular component: cytosol. NCBI's taxonomy places the organism in Eukaryota, Metazoa, Arthropoda, Insecta, Lepidoptera, Nymphalidae. Gene Ontology annotation, molecular function: deaminase activity. The coding region runs from base 16 to 531 and encodes 171 amino acids. The transcript is spliced from 3 exons. The record is from RefSeq and is a predicted model, not a curated record.